This is a messenger RNA of Jaculus jaculus (lesser Egyptian jerboa), 2586 nucleotides long. RefSeq names its product LEM domain nuclear envelope protein 2 (gene Lemd2). The coding region runs from base 1 to 1455 and encodes 484 amino acids. Lineage: Eukaryota; Metazoa; Chordata; Mammalia; Rodentia; Dipodidae. Gene Ontology annotation, molecular function: chromatin DNA binding. Gene Ontology annotation, cellular component: nuclear inner membrane. The record is from RefSeq and is a predicted model, not a curated record. Gene Ontology annotation, biological process: nuclear envelope organization; negative regulation of BMP signaling pathway. The transcript is spliced from 9 exons.
AUGGCCGGCCUGUCGGACCUGGAGCUGCGGCGGGAGCUGCAGGCCCUGGGCUUCCAGCCAGGACCCAUCACCGACACCACUCGGGACGUGUACCGCAACAAGCUGCGCCGCCUGCGGGGCGAGGCCCGGCUGCGCGACGCGGAGCGGCCGCGGGCCGAGGCCCGGCUGCGCGAGGAGGCGCCGCUGCGCGCCCGGCCCGCCGCGGCCUCGGUGCGGGCGGAGCCCUGGCUCUCCCCGCCGGCCUCCAAGACCUCGGGGCCUCAUGGCGACCUCGGGGCCUCCGCCGCUCCCUGGGCCGGGAGCCGCGGCCUCGCCUAUCCCGUCCGCCCCGCGCCGUUCCGGCGCCGCGCCUCGGUCCGGGGCAGCUCUGAGGAGGACGAGGACGCCCGGACGUCCGACAGGGCCGCGCUGGGCCCGAUCCGCCGCUGGUGGGCCUCGAGCCCGGCCUGGGCGCGGCCGCCCCCGGCCGCCUUCGGCCCUGACCCGCGCCCCGGCCUGCGGGCCUCGCGAGCGGGCAGUGCGGGCGCGGCGCGGGCCAGGCCGGAGGCGGGGCGGCGGCUGGAGCGCUACCUGUCCCGGCUCCUGCUCUGGGCCAGCCUGGGGCUGCUGCUCGUCUUCCUGGGCAUCCUCUGGGUGAAGAUGGGCAGACCCUCGGCGCCGCAGGAGGCGGAGGACCACAUGAAAUUAUUACCAGUGGAAUGUGAGAGAAAAACAGAUGAGUUCUGCCAGGCCAAGCAGAAGGCGGCCUUGCUGGAGCUGCUGCACGAGCUGUACAACUUCCUGGCCAUCCAAGCCGGUAACUUUGAGUGUGGCAAUCCCGAGAAGCUAAAAAGCAAAUGCAUUCCUGUUCUGGAAGCCCAGGAAUACAUAGCCAAUGUGACGGGCAGCUCCUCCUCGAGGUUUGAAGCCGCACUGACCUGGAUCUUGAGCAGCAACAAGGACGUGGGCAUCUGGUUGAAAGGGGAAGACUCAUCAGAGCUGGUGACAACCGUGGACAAGGUGGUCUGCCUGGAGUCUGCCCGACCCCGCAUGGGCAUUGGCUGCCGUCUAAGUCGUGCCCUGCUCACCGCCGUCACCCACGUGCUCAUCUUCUUUUGGUGCCUGGCCUUCCUGUGGGGGCUCCUGAUCCUGCUGAAGUACAGGUGGCGGAAGUUAGAAGAGGAGGAGCAGGCCAUGUACGAGAUGGUGAAGAAGAUCAUAGACGUGGUCCAGGACCACUAUGUGGACUGGGAGCAGGACAUGGAACGCUACCCGUAUGUGGGCAUCCUCCACGUGCGCGACAGCCUCAUCCCUCCACAGAGCCGGCGGCGCAUGAAGCGUGUGUGGGACCGUGCUGUGGAAUUCCUGGCCUCCAACGAAUCCCGGAUCCAGACAGAGUCCCACCGUGUGGCAGGGGAGGACAUGCUGGUGUGGAGAUGGACUAAGCCUUCCUCUUUCUCUGACUCCGAGCGAUAGGGCCCAGCCUGCUGCAGGCAAGGCGGGCACACAGCUUGGUGCUCACUCAGCCUGCCUUGACUGCCCUAUCCAGCCUGGCUCCUGACAUACGGGCUUCCAUGGGACGCAGGGAGAAGCUGGGUGAGGGCCCACCCCUCUGCCUGUCUUGUGGGCAGAAAAUGGGAGGACAGCCCCUUUUCCCCGGCCAGAAGACAUGCACAGAUGUGAGGGGCUGGUGGGCAGGACAAGUCCCUCAGCCCCUCAGCUUGGGAGUGGGCCGGGUGGCAGGGCCCAGGGGGUGCUUGGUCCGUGUGCCUUUGGUGUUUGCAGGAGCACUAGGGUGAGAAUGCCUGUCCUCUGCUGGGCGGGCUGCUCUGUCCACAAGGAUAAACCGGUAGAAAUUAGAGCCAGUGUGGUAGGAACUGGGGAGGCUCCAGCCGUGACCUGCAGCCCCAGGUCAGGAGGUGUGGGCUGGGCCAGGGCCACCCAGAAGUGGGGGCUUCCCCCACCUCUGCGCCCCCAGCGCCUCCAUGGUGCUUUUUCAGGAACCUGGUUUUCAGACCAGACCUGUGGCGAGGCCUGGCAUUGAAGCCAUGAUGCCAGGGCCCCGGCUUGGCUCAGGUGUGAGCCUUGGGCUCUUCACAGAUCACUGUUGUACUGUGACUCAGCCUCUGAGGGCUGUGCAGUGGGAACUUGCAGCGCUGGCAGGGUGCGGGCCGUGGGUGCACACUGCCCCCUGCGGGCCGCGCGCCACAGUGCCUGCCGCCAGAGGCCCCACUCCAAACGCCUGGCAGGGGCCUUCCUAGUUAAGUGUGAGCCUCUCCAGCACCUUGCACCAGAUGGCCUCCUCCACCAAAGGCAGAGUGGUGGGGGAGCACGGGAGGAGGUGCAGGGCUGCCUCCCCAAGACGCUGAGCGCCCCCUCUCUGGGCUCAUUGGCAUUUGCUGUAUGCUUAACAAAGUGCCCGUUUCCUCAUUUGAGCAAUAGUCUCACCGCUGGCGUCUGGAUGGUGGCUGGGCUGGGGUCUGAGCACCCCGCCCCAUGGCAAGACAUCGUGCUUGUGAUCAGGCACAGCCGGCUCAGGAGACGCUACAGCAGGCUUCUGCACCAGGGUUGGAUCUGCUGGAUAAUAAAGUGUUGAUGGAAAAUGAA